Messenger RNA from Pteronotus mesoamericanus, 4193 nucleotides. It is a transcript of the gene MAF, whose product is annotated as MAF bZIP transcription factor. Gene Ontology annotation, cellular component: nucleus. Gene Ontology annotation, molecular function: RNA polymerase II cis-regulatory region sequence-specific DNA binding; DNA-binding transcription factor activity, RNA polymerase II-specific. The transcript is spliced from 3 exons. The record is from RefSeq and is a predicted model, not a curated record. NCBI's taxonomy places the organism in Eukaryota, Metazoa, Chordata, Mammalia, Chiroptera, Mormoopidae. Gene Ontology annotation, biological process: lens fiber cell differentiation; regulation of transcription by RNA polymerase II. The coding region runs from base 166 to 1320 and encodes 384 amino acids.
GGGGGGUGUGUGUGUGCGCGCUCGGAGGUUUCGGGCCAGCCACCGCCGCGCUAGCUAGAAGCGCCCCAGCCCGGCAAGCUGGCUCACCCGCUGGCCACCCAGCACAGCCCGCUGGCCCCUCUCCUGCAGCCCAUCUGGAGGAGCGGCGGCGGCGGCGGCAGGAGAAUGGCAUCAGAACUGGCAAUGAGCAACUCCGACCUGCCCACCAGUCCCCUGGCCAUGGAAUAUGUUAAUGACUUCGAUCUGAUGAAGUUUGAAGUGAAAAAGGAACCGGUGGAAACCGACCGCAUCAUCAGCCAGUGCGGCCGUCUCAUCGCCGGGGGCUCGCUGUCCUCCACCCCCAUGAGCACGCCGUGCAGCUCAGUGCCGCCUUCCCCCAGCUUCUCGGCGCCCAGCCCGGGCUCGGGCAGCGAGCAGAAGGCGCACCUGGAAGACUACUACUGGAUGACCGGCUACCCGCAGCAGCUGAACCCCGAGGCGCUGGGCUUCAGCCCCGAGGACGCGGUCGAGGCGCUCAUCAGCAACAGCCACCAGCUCCAGAGCGGCUUCGAUGGCUACGCGCGCGGGGCGCAGCAGCUGGCCUCGGCGGCUGGGGCCGGCGCCGGCGCUUCCCUGGGCAGCAGCGGCGAAGAGAUGGGCCCCGCCGCCGCCGUGGUGUCCGCCGUGAUCGCCGCGGCCGCUGCACAGAGCGGCGCGGGCCCGCACUACCACCACCACCACCACCACCACGCCACCGGCCACCACCACCACCCGACGGCCGGCGCGCCGGGCGCCGCGGGCAGCGCGUCCGCCUCGGCCGGUGGCGCGGGCGGCACGGGCGGCGGGGGCCCGGCCAGUGCCGGGGGCGGCGGCGGAGGUGGCGGCGGCGGCGGCGGCGGGGGCGCGACGGGGGCGGGGGGCACCCUGCACCCGCACCACGCCACCGGCGGCCUGCAUUUCGACGACCGCUUCUCCGACGAGCAGCUGGUGACCAUGUCGGUGCGCGAGCUGAACCGGCAGCUGCGCGGGGUCAGCAAGGAGGAGGUGAUCCGGCUGAAGCAGAAGAGGCGGACCCUGAAAAACCGCGGCUAUGCCCAGUCCUGCCGCUUCAAGAGGGUGCAGCAGAGACACGUCCUGGAGUCCGAGAAGAACCAGCUGCUGCAGCAGGUCGACCACCUCAAGCAGGAGAUCUCCAGGCUGGUGCGCGAGAGGGACGCGUACAAGGAGAAAUACGAGAAGUUGGUGAGCAGCGGCUUCCGAGAAAACGGCUCCAGCAGCGACAACCCGUCCUCUCCCGAGUUUUUCAUGUACCCAAGGGAAUCCUCUACAUCAGUGAUGUGAAAAAGCCUGUUGCCUGAAGUCAAAGAGAAAAUAUGAUGCUGGCAUGCUAAUUGCGUGAGACAACCUGGCCCACAGACAGCCACAAAGCACAAAAACAAAACUCAGAGAAGAAGCAAGAAUGGUGUUUUCCUGGCGUCAACAAGAAGCGCUUUAUUUUUCCUCCAGAUUUCUUUUCUAAAAAAAAAAACAAAAAAAAAACAACACAAAACAAAAACAGCAACAACAAAAAACCACCCCAAAACUGAAACUGAAACUUUGAAAGGACAAUGACAAACUUCAGGUGAUACUAUUCGAGCAUGUUCUUUUAUUAAGCAUAGGAUGGGAGGGGUAACAGGAAUGGUAUGCAGAACGCUCAAGCAGGUGCGCUGGGGGCUGCGGCCCUCCAGCGUCCGGGCUGCUAGGUGAAGCUCUGAAUGAAGCAUGAAGGGACUGACGUUUCACCCCUGCCCCCAAAUGACCCUGUCAGUUCUUAUGGACACAGUGCUGCUUUCCUCUCCUGCCGGUCAAGGCACUGAGGGGGUGCUUGGCAAAAUUUGUUUGCUGUAAUCUCUAAAGAAUUUUUUGUAUAGUUUGGCAAGGGAGUCAAAGGACUAGGACCUUCAUCUGUGUAUUCCACCGAUUUCUCAGUGUCACAGUGUCACCUCCAUCUUUGCUGACCAGGACGAAGUUCGGCGGUCUCUCUCCGGGAGCUGCCAAGCCCACUGAGACUUGGUCUGAAUGAAGGAAACAAUGAGCUCCGGGAUCAAUGCAGCAAAGAAGGUUAAACCCUCACUUUUCUUCCCUAAACAGGAGAAAGCUCCUGGCUGCAGUGUGGCUGUUGGGGUGGCUGGGUAGGACAGGGGGCACCAGGCUAUUCUAGACAGUGAAACAGAAUUGCUUGGGCUUCUGCAAGGAGACAACAAGGAAGGACCCCACAUAACAACUGAGCAUUCCCUUUCAAACAGGCCAUCACCAGGAAAGCAAAGGAACCCAAGCGUAAGCCAGCCCCAGAAUUACCCCUGGAAUCAAUUCCCUGCUUCCGAUUGGUACUUAACAUUUUUCCAUCUGCUUUGACUACUCUUACUCCCUUUACCCUGGUGGACCUGUGUGGGAGGGACAUGGAAAGGCACCCAGGGUGGUAAGUUGGAAGGGGUCUCGCGUUGGCAGUGGCGCACACGCACGCACACAGCGGGUGGUGUGCGUGCCCAGGUCUGUGGGGCUCCCUCUUAGCUGGCCUGGCCUUCGCCGAGCGCUUCUUGGAUCAGCCUCUCGCUGAGCGCCCACAGGGCCCGGGCGGUCUCCUCACUCUGGGCUUCCGCGGAGGGCAGGCAGCGGCAGCAGUUGUUGAAAUACAUCCCUCCCAGGCCCUCCAGUUCAGGAGCAGCGGCGCAGUAGACAGUGGUGGCAGCUCCUUGUUGCUAGAAAUCAAAGGGAAGAGACAAAAAAAGAAAAAGUUGUUUGUUUAUUUUUUUUAAGAAAAGAGGUGAUGGGAUGACUUUCCUCUGACUAGGAAUUAGCAGGCCUCUCCCCACCCGGCCCGGGUGCAAGGGGCGCUCUCAGCAUCAUGGCAAAGGGGACUGGCCGGUGUGCACAGACUGUAAAAGGGAGGAUUGCGCAUCCUGGAAAAACGAGUUCGUAAACCCCGCUCCUCAAGCUGGUGUGACUCUUUACACCUCGCACAGGAAAAGGCUUAAAAAAUAAAUACAUCAAUCAUAUCAGACAACUCUUCCUAGCAAAGAGGAAAAGAUGGCAAGAAGGAAUUCAUCCAAUUCCUUGAGUUCUCCGUGCAUAAUGUAUUUUGACACCAAGAUGUUUCUAGAACCUUCUGUCUGAAUUAAACCAACUACUCUAAUAACAGCCCAUCAGGUAGAAAACGCGAGUGGGGCUUGUGCCACAUCGUUCCUUUAGGCUUUGCCCAAGGUGCUAUGUUGAGGGGGAGGGUUUGCAAUGCUACGUUGAAAUGUUUAAAACCCAUAUACCCAUGUUUCUACCCACACAUAUACACAUACACAUAUGAGCAUAUUCCCCACUCUACAUACAUGCCUUAUGCAGACACCUGACACAUUUAUUAAUUCAUCCAGAUCCUAUGAAAACCUUUUUCUGUCAUAUUCAUCCCAUAUUUGCAAUGGGGCAGUGGCUUAGAAAGUACAUCUCCCCGCCCACUUCAACACGCAAGUUGCAAUGAGGGCAAUUGAUCACUUUCAGUUCACCUUUUGAAUAACGGUUGGCACUGUGGCUAGGGGUGUGUGCGCCAAGGAGGCCCCACAUCAUUCGAGCUGACAGAAUACUGUCAGGCAUGCUGUAAAGGGGGCAAGAAAUCACUUUGCUUUGCAAGCCAUAAUUAAAAAUAAUAGGCUGGUGUUCGUAGGGAGACACGGUAGGCACGGCUCUAAUUUAAAACCAAUACAGUUUAUCUGGCAUCUUAUGAUUAUUUAUGUGCAUCACAGCCCUGUUGCAUCAACUAAUUAUAGGCUGAUAGGGAGGAAGGUUGCACAAGAGGAUGGAGAAAGGUAACUAGGGCUAAGGUCACCAUUAGAAAAACAUUAAGGACAUUCGAUUGAGGGGGAAAUGUGUGUCUGUCCCCACCCAAAGCUUACCAUUUUUCUGCCCCCUACAGGGUUUACAUUGUGCCCGAGCAGAGUGCUUAAUGGAAAAUCAUGCCCCACAAGUGGUUUGGUUUGCAUUCACUGGGACUGCAAUGUAGAACCUUUGGGAGUCAAGGUCUUCCUGGGACCGGGGACUCAAGAUGUCAUAAUUUCAGGAGAGUGCUACAAAGCAGACUUGGGUUUUGUUUCUUUGUUUGGGGAGCGCGUCAAUGUAAGGGGCUGUUGCUGCAUUUGAGUUAGUGUGAAAACCAAAUGGCCAACUGUACUUAAGGGACAUCUCUGUGGGGA